Molecule: messenger RNA, 771 nt
Organism: Phalacrocorax carbo (great cormorant)
Lineage: Eukaryota; Metazoa; Chordata; Aves; Suliformes; Phalacrocoracidae
Source: RefSeq, a predicted model, not a curated record
CCAUUUCCGCUUCCGGGAGCAGGGACCGCAAUGGCGGUGCUGGCGUCCAACCCCAACAACCCCGUGGUCUUCUUCGAUGUCACCAUCGGCGGGCAGGAGGUCGGCCGCAUGAAGAUUGAGCUGUUUGCCGAUGUUGUACCCAAAACGGCAGAGAACUUCAGGCAGUUUUGUACGGGUGAAUUCAGGAAAGAUGGUGUCCCUAUAGGUUAUAAAGGAAGCACUUUCCACAGGGUAAUAAAGGAUUUCAUGAUCCAAGGAGGUGACUUUGUAAACGGAGACGGCACUGGCGUAGCCAGUAUAUAUAGGGGUCCUUUUGCAGAUGAAAACUUCAAGCUGAAACACUCUGCUCCUGGGCUGCUCUCUAUGGCAAACAGUGGUCCCAGUACCAAUGGCUGUCAGUUUUUCAUUACGUGCUCCAAAUGCGACUGGUUGGAUGGAAAACACGUCGUGUUCGGUAAAAUUGUCGAUGGGCUGUUGGUCAUGAGAAAAAUCGAAAAUGUGCCUACGGGUCCAAAUAACAAACCCAAGCUGCCAGUUGUGAUCUCUCAGUGUGGGGAAAUGUAAAGCAAUGAAACAGAAAUGUGUGCUCCUUCACCGGUGGUUAGGCCUGUGCUGGCUCCAUGCAGUUCCAACUCCAGCCAGUUCCCACCACCACCCCAGUCUUCUCCAUAGGCCAGAUCUGUGCUCUUGAUGUUCUUCUGAAAUUAUUUAAUAAUUGGCAUCUAUUUUUUUUAUGUUUUGAAAUGUAAAUAAAGAAUUUUGUUAAAUAUG